This is a messenger RNA of Melampsora larici-populina 98AG31, 2025 nucleotides long. RefSeq lists its product as uncharacterized. NCBI's taxonomy places the organism in Eukaryota, Fungi, Basidiomycota, Pucciniomycetes, Pucciniales, Melampsoraceae. Gene Ontology annotation, cellular component: FACT complex. The coding region runs from base 1 to 2025 and encodes 674 amino acids. The transcript has 5 exons. The record is from RefSeq and is a predicted model, not a curated record. Gene Ontology annotation, molecular function: nucleosome binding. Gene Ontology annotation, biological process: positive regulation of transcription elongation by RNA polymerase II; transcription elongation by RNA polymerase II.
AUGACCAGGAAACUUAUGGCAAUACUUUUUGAACAAGUGCAAAAUUUAAUCAAAACUGGAAACAAAACGACUCACAAGCAGCUGAGUGCAGUCAUCCAGGCUGAACUUCGAAAUUCUGACAUAUGGAAGGGUGGAAUUUUUUUACCUAGCUUUGAUAGUGUGCACUCGAGGUGGCGUUAUAGACCAACCAUACAAUCCGGAGGUGCAUACAACCUUCGCACUUGGGCACAGUCCACAGCUGAAAGGCUGGAUGAUACUGGGAUCAUUUUGGCCAGGUUGGGUAUCCGAUACAAGUUUUACUGCUCCGAUAUAUCUCGAUCAAUUAUGAUUGAUCCUCACCCUCUUCAAAAAUUUGCCUUACAAGAGCUGAAGGAAGGUGUCAUCGCCAAAAAUUUCUACCAGACCAUUGUCUCUAAGGUCUCUAGAGAGCGUCCAGAUUUGGGAUCGUCUUUGCCAGAGUCAUUUGGGUUUGGAAUUGGAAUCGAAUCCACAGAUCCAUUUUUGCGCCUGGACACAAGUUGUCAUAGGGUUUUAAAAUGCGACAUGAUAUUUUCUUUGGAAAUGUCGUUUUCAAGCAUCCAAGAUCCGUUUGACUCCUCCAAGACGUACUCACUACAGCUGAUUGACACAGUAGCUGUCAAACAAGAUUCGUCCAUCACUCUAAGCGGUGGAUUGAAAGCUUUGACCGACAUCACUAUCUUUUCCAAGAACAAACAGCGAGAUGGCGGCACAUCGGAGGCUUCAGGUUCCGGGGAUAUAGACCAGAACGAACUACGUGGUCCAGCUGAAAGACAUGCAUCACGUCAGGAGAGCAGCAUUGCCGCGAUCCCUACCUCCAAAACGGGUCAGCUGCAAAACGAUGAACAAGUAAUUUACAAAAAUGAUACCGUGCCACAGAAUCUUUUUCCAAAGGAAGUCCCAGUAUCUAAACAACAAGAGGAGAUAGGAUCAAGCAACUGCGCUCAAGUCGCCGACGGUAUCGAAACAGAAAUCUCUGCCAAGGUUAAAAGUUUCGCCAUUCCACCUAGAACGUUAGUGAGCUCAUAUACACCCCAAUCCAAACUUAUCGGGUCCGAUGCAUCCGCCUCGCUUCAAACACCACCCACCAAAACUCCCGAUUUAAAGUCGUCGACCAGCCUGACGGUUGUGUCAAGUAUUGUGAAAGACAUCUCUGUCAAACAGGUUGAAAAGCUUGCAGUUCCACCUAAAGCACCAGCAAUCCAAUCCCAAAAUAUCGGGUCCAAUGUAUCCACCUCGCUUCAAACAUCAUCUGCCAAAACUCUCGAUUUGGAGUCUUCGACCAGCCUGGCAGUUCAACCACAAACUCUUGGUUUGACGGCCUCGAAGCAUGCCUCUGAUCACGGCUUCUCUCAAGCUUUUGGAAAAGACAUCUGUGUCAAAGAGGUUGAAAAUUCUGCAGUUCUACCGACAACAUUAGCGAUCCAAUCCCAAAAUAUCGGGUCCGAUGUAUCCACGUUACUUCAAACAUCAUCUGCCAAAACUCUUGAUUUGGAAUCUGCGAUCAGCCUGGCAGUCCAACCACAGCCUCUUGGUUUGACGGCCUCGAAGCAUGCCUCUGAUCAUGGCUUCUCUCAAGCUAUUCAAAAAGAUAUCUGUGUCAAACGGGUUGAAAAUUCUGCAGUUCUACCGACAACAUCAACAAUCCAAUCCCAAAAUCUCAGGCUCGAUGCAUUCGCAUCGCUUCAAAUACUACCCACCGAAACUCCCGGUUUGGAGUCGUCAACCAUCCUGGCGGUUGAACCCCGACCUCUCGGUUUGACGGCCUCGAGCUUGAAGCGUGCACGAUACUCUGAUCAUGCCUUAAGACCUCUGGGUGAAGUGAAAAAACUCAAGGCCAUCGCGAUUUCAGACGCAAAGGACCAGACCAUAAUGGCCAAGAAGCUUGACGGUUUGGACGAAGAUACUAAAAAGUGGUAUGUUCUUAAGAAAAAGCAGAUCUUAAAGAAGUUGCAACAAGAUAUCAUGGAAGAAAUGAGUAACCAGACAGGUUUGAACACAUCUUGA